This is a messenger RNA of Megachile rotundata (alfalfa leafcutting bee), 742 nucleotides long. RefSeq lists its product as uncharacterized. Lineage: Eukaryota; Metazoa; Arthropoda; Insecta; Hymenoptera; Megachilidae. The record is from RefSeq and is a predicted model, not a curated record.
AAGUCUAUGCUUAUGCGCGCUGAAUAAGGUUAUAUUAUGAUUUACUGUUUGAAACUAUUAUUAACAAAAUGUCACGAAAAAAGCACAAUGUGUCAUAUAUUAAGCCAAAUGAGCCAAAAUUUCUACGUGAAUUAAAAGAACAAAUAGGAUAUAAAGAAGGACCCACAAUCGAAACAAAGAGGGAAGUGUUGCCAGUAGAUUCAGACAAUGAAGAAGAACGUGAUGAAGAAAAACCAGUUGUGGUUGUAUUAAAUUCUGAACAUUUAACAGAGGAACAAGCUGAAGCAUUUAAGAAGAAAAAAGAAGAAGAAGAAGCUAGUGCUCCAGCAGAUCUAUCUAAACGAAUCAUAUUUAGGAAGAAUAAAAUAUCAGAAACAGAAUCAGAAACUGUAGAUAAACCUGUGAAAAAGAAGAUGAAGAGAAGAAAACAGGAAAAGGCAGUGUUAUCUUUCAAUGAUAACGAUGAAGAUUAUCUUUAAUAUUAUUUAUAUGUUUAGAAUAUUUUUUAUAAUGUAAAGUAACAAGCAUAUUUUUUAUAAUGUGCAUUAAACAUGUACAUUAUUGUGCAUCUAUGUAUAAUUAUGUUUAUAAUGAAAUAAUAUUGUACAUAAUAGAACAUUAAUGUUAAAAUUUUUAUGUACAUGAAUUUAUAUUUAAAUGAGAAUACUAUUAUUGCUUAGUUUUUAAGGUACACAUAACAAGACAUAUGAAAUUUUUUAAUAAAAUUAUCUCAAACUAAAUA